CCAUGCCGGGGGCUCGGGUCCGCCGCCCGCUCCUGCUGCUGGCCCCGCUCCUGCUGCUGCUGCUGCUGCUGCUCCCGGCGGCUCCGGCCCCCCAGAGCUGCCUCAGCAGGCAGCAGCUCCUGGCCACCAUCCGGCAGAUGCAGCAGCUGGUGAAGGGGCAGGAGACACGCUUCACUGAGGGCCUGCGCCUGAUGAAGAGCCGCCUGAGCACCCUGCACGCCUCCCUGGCCAAAGCCACCCCUGAGCUGCCAGCCGCCUCCUGCCCUGCCCUGCAAGCCCCAGUGGAUGGGAAGAAGUUUGGCACCAAGUAUUUGGUGGAGCACGAAGUUCACUUCACCUGCAACCCGGGUUUCCAGCUCCUGGGCUCCAGCACCCGGACGUGCCAGGCCAAUGGCAGCUGGAGUGGACAGGAGCCCCACUGCACAGAGAUCAGCGAGUGCUCGAGCAGCCCCUGCCAGAAUGGUGGGACAUGCCUGGAGGGGCUGAACCAGUACAAGUGCCUCUGUCCCCAGCAGUGGACCGGAGCCACCUGCCAGUACCAGGCACAGAUGGCUCCCCCGGCCUGGAGUGUCACGGAUGACCCAGCGUUCAGCCGCCAGCCCCGUUGCGCCCAAAUCGACCGGACCCAGCACUGCAGCUGCGACCCCGGCUUCCACAUGAGCGGCACAGCUGCCAACGGCCUCUGCCAGGACCUCAACGAGUGUGAGGUGUACAAGCGGGAGGGGGGUCCCCGGCUCUGUGCCCACGCCUGCGUCAACCUUCCUGGCUCCUACCGCUGCGCCUGCCCCCAGGGCUACGUCCUCCUGGGCGACGGCAAGAGCUGUGAAGACAUUGACGAGUGUGCCCUGUCCCAGGAUAACUGCACCAGGGGAACCACCUGCAUCAACACAGGGGGGAGCUUCCAGUGUGUCAGCCCCCAGUGCCCCCCGCCCACCGGCAAUGUCACCUAUGUCAAAACCUCCCUGUUCCAGUGCGAGCGUAACCCCUGCCCGAUGGAGAGCCGGUCGUGCCACCAAGCUCCCAAAACCAUCUCAUUCCACUACCUUCCCCUGCCAUCCAACCUGCUCACGCCCACCCCGCUGUUCCGCAUGGCCACAGCAGCAGCGCCUGGCCGGCCAGGACCCGACAGCCUGCGUUUUGGCAUCGUGGGGGGCAACAACCGUGGCCACUUCGUCAUGCAGCGCUCAGACCGGCAGACCGGGGAGCUCAUCCUGGUGCAGAGCCUCAAGGGUCCCCAGACCAUCCAGGUGGAUGUGGACAUGUCGGAAUACCUGGAUCGUGUCUUCCAGGCCAAGCACGUGUCCAAAAUCACUGUCUUCGUCUCUGCCUACGAGUUUUAGGGGAGGUGGCAGCCAGGGUGGUAGCUUCCCUGGCACCAACGGUCCCUGCUCCACCUGGAUCGCUGAGCCCCAGAGGCAGGGGGGUAAUGGGAGCUCCCGCUGAUGUCCCACACGGCAGCCCCUUGGCAGCUGACCAUCCUCCCCUCCAUGUUCAGGUUCUUCUGGCCUGGGUGGCUUUUACAACUGGGGUGGGGGGAGGGAAAGCAAAUGAGAUGCAAAAGACACGGGAUGCAGGGGUUGCCCUCAGAGCAUCCUUCUCCCCCAGGGUGCUGGAAGGAUGACUUCCCACAGCCUCGGCACUUUCACAGCCCAGAAAACAGCAGCUAGAAUCCUUUUUAAUUCCUCUUUUUCUGUAGGAAAGAAGUUAAUCUGGUGCAUGCAGAAGGAGGGAGGCUCAUAGUGGCCACCACUCUCCUCCCUGCUGGCCCCAGCUUGCUUGCACUGAC
Apus apus (common swift) is the source of this 1786-nucleotide messenger RNA. RefSeq names its product fibulin 7 (gene FBLN7). The record is from RefSeq and is a predicted model, not a curated record. Bases 3 to 1340 code for a protein of 445 amino acids. The transcript has 8 exons. Gene Ontology annotation, molecular function: calcium ion binding. Lineage: Eukaryota; Metazoa; Chordata; Aves; Apodiformes; Apodidae.